AUGCCCUUUUCUCGUGCCAAGCGCCAGAAAGUUGACAAAGACAAAGACAGCCCUACCGCCCCUGAUUUCCAAAGUUUUGCGCCAAAUGGAGAUGUUGUUUUCAUUGUCAACAAUGAUACACGCGUGCGCGUUCAUUCUUCAGUGGUAAAAGGCGCUUCACGUGUGUUUGCCACGAUGCUUGGCCCAAACUUCAUGGAAGGCCAAGCUCUGGCCACCGCCGCCAACACCGAGACCGACCCCUUCGAGAUCGCACUACCUGAAGAAGAAAGUUCCAUUUGCUUUGGGUGGAUAUGUCGAGCUCUUCACUGCCAAUUUGCAACAACGCUCUGGAACCCCACAUGUGCUGAGAUUGGGAAAGUCUGGUCCAUCAUCGACAAGUAUGACAUGAAGCAGAGCAUGCAUCUUUCUGUCAUAUUCUGGUCACAAGACAUUCUUUCCAAGACUCGUACCUCAAAAGAUCUCUGGCCUAUGGCCUUGAUAUGUUUCCAGAAUAAAGAUUCGGCCUCCUACACAACUGCCACCAGGAGACUUCUCCAGGCCGAAGGAUCGUUCUUGGCCAGAGCCUCAGAAACUGAAAAGCUGUUUGAGAAUAACAUGCCAGGACGUUACUUGUACAGGCUUGCGGCAAAGCUCCAGGCAGCACAAAUUGAGGUCCAGCGCAAGGUGGCCAAGUUGGUGUACAAUGAGAUCCCGUCUCUCAUUUCUGAGAACUGCUGUCCUACCGAAACGUUGGAUUAUUUCGACUAUUUACUCGAACUCAUGAAUAGGAAUGGUCGUCUAAUCUGCUUCCUGGACCUUGAAGCGCCUCUUGAUCGCAUUGACAAGGUCUUAUCACAGCUGGAUAACUGGUUGCUUGACUAUGGAACCGAACAUGGAGACAGGUGUGAGAACUGUGCUGAAGUCCAAGAUAAACUUCAAAAAAUCAUGGAUAAGAGGCCGCGGGUUUUGGGUUUGUGUCUUGGUUGUUUCGAGGAGGAGCACAAGAAGUACAUUCCUGGUUCUUAG
Fusarium fujikuroi IMI 58289 is the source of this 1005-nucleotide messenger RNA. RefSeq lists its product as uncharacterized. The record is from RefSeq and is a predicted model, not a curated record. The transcript has 3 exons. NCBI's taxonomy places the organism in Eukaryota, Fungi, Ascomycota, Sordariomycetes, Hypocreales, Nectriaceae. Gene Ontology annotation, molecular function: protein binding. Bases 1 to 1005 code for a protein of 334 amino acids.